GUGUGUGUGUGUCGUGUCGCCGACAUCCAAGUAACAUCUCGCAUGCUUCCAGGGAGACGCUGACAAGAGCAGGUGCGUAGGUGAGUGAGGCCAUUACACCCUCCAAGAUGGUGGCUUUGUCGCUGAAGAUCUGUGUGCGCCAGUGCAAUGUGGUGAAGACCAUGCAGUUCGAGCCGUGCACGCCUGUGUACGACGCCUGCAGGAUCAUCCGAGAACGUGUCCCCGAGGCCCAGUCAGGACAAGCCUCAGAUUAUGGUCUGUUCCUCUCCGACGACGAUCCCAGGAAAGGAAUCUGGUUGGAGUCCGGGAGAACCCUGGAUUUCUACAUGCUGAGAAACGGAGAUGUUUUGGAGUACAAGAAGAAACAAAGGCCGCUGAAGAUCAAAAUGCUCGAUGGAGCCGUGAAGACCAUCAUGGUGGACGACUCCAAAACUGUGGGGGAGCUGCUGGUCACCAUCUGCAGCAGGAUAGGAAUCACCAACUAUGAGGAGUACUCGCUCAUCCAGGAGGUGCCGGAGGACAAGAAGGAGGACAAUAUGGCAACGCUGAAGAAAGACCGAACGCUGCUGCUCAGAGAUGAGAGGAAGAUGGAGAAGCUCAAAGCCAAGCUGCAUACAGAUGACGAUUUGAACUGGCUGGACCACAGCAGGACCUUCAGAGAGCAGGGAGUGGAGGAAAGUGAGAUGCUGCUGCUCAGACGCAAGUUCUUCUACUCGGACCAGAACGUGGACUCGCGGGACCCUGUUCAGCUCAACCUGCUUUAUGUCCAGGCCAGGGAUGACAUAUUGAAUGGAUCCCACCCUGUUUCCUUUGACAAAGCCUGUGAGUUUGCGGGGUUCCAGGCUCAGAUCCAGUUUGGACCCCACGUGGAGCACAAACACAAGCCUGGAUUUCUGGACCUGAAGGAGUUCCUGCCUAAAGAAUACAUCAAGCAACGAGGAUCGGAGAAGAAAGUAUUCCAAGAUCAUAAAAACUGCGGCGAGACGACCGAGAUCGAGGCCAAAGUGAAGUAUGUGAAACUGGCCAGAUCUCUGCAGACAUACGGGGUGUCCUUCUUCCUGGUGAAGGAAAAGAUGAAAGGUAAGAAUAAGUUGGUGCCGCGCCUGCUGGGGAUCACCAAAGAGUCGGUGAUGCGAGUGGACGAGAAGACUAAAGACGUGGUGCAGGAGUGGCCGCUGACGACUGUCAAAAGAUGGGCCGCCUCCCCCAAGAGCUUCACCCUGGACUUUGGCGAGUACCAGGAGAGUUACUACUCUGUCCAGACUACGGAGGGAGAACAAAUAUCUCAGCUCAUUGCCGGAUAUAUCGACAUUAUUCUGAAAAAGAAGCAGAGUAAAGAUCGCUUUGGCCUUGAGGGAGACGAGGAGUCCACCAUGUUGGAGGAAUCGGUUUCUCCAAAGAAGUCCACCAUUCUACAGCAGCAGUUUAACCGGGUGGGCCGGGUGGAGCACGGCUCAGUCGCCCUCCCUGGGAUUAUUCGCUCAGGGUCUGUUGGUGGCCCUGACAACUUCAACGUGGGCACCAUGCCCUCUGCUCAGCAACAAAUCACCACUGGACAGAUGCACAGAGGACACAUGCCGCCACUGAGUUUGGCCCAGCAGGCCCUGAUGGGAACAAUCAACAGCAGUAUGAAGGCGGUGCAGCAGGCCCAGUCUGACCUGGGACAUGUGGAUAGUCUUCCUCCUCUUGGCCAUGACCUGGCAUCCCGGGUUUGGGUCCAGAACAAAGUGGAUGAAUCCAAACAUGAAAUUCACUCUCAGGUCGACGCCAUCACGGCUGGAACGGCGUCCGUGGUCAAUCUUACUGCAGGUGAGCCCACAGAGACGGACUACACGGCGGUGGGUUGCGCCAUCACCACCAUCUCUUCCAACCUGACGGAGAUGUCCAAGGGCGUGAAGCUCCUGGCGGCGUUAAUGGACGACGAGGUGGGCAGUGGACACAAGCUGAUGGGGGCUGCCAGGAUGCUGGCGGGAGCUGUGUCAGAUCUACUCCGAUCUGUUGAGCCUGCCGCUUCUGAGUCCAGGCAGACCGUGCUGACUGCGGCAGGAAGUAUCGGACAAGCCAGCGGGGACCUGCUCCGACACAUGGGGGAGGGCGAGACUGACGAGAAGUUCCAGGACACCCUGAUGAACCUGGCCAAAGCAGUGGCCAAUGCAGCUGCGAUGUUGGUUCUGAAGGCCAAGAACGUGGCCCAGGUGGCCGAGGACACCAUAUUGCAGAACCGCGUGAUAGCGGCCGCCACUCAGUGUGCCCUGUCCACCUCCCAGCUGGUCGCCUGCACCAAGGUGGUGAGUCCAACCAUCAGCUCGCCAGUGUGCCAGGAGCAGCUGGUGGAGGCUGGAAAGUUGGUGGAGCGCUCUGUGGAGACCUGUGUGAAAGCCUGCCGCUCAGCCAGCGACAAUGGCGAGCUGCUGAAGCAGGUCGGCGCGGCUGCCGGCGUGGUGAGCCAGGCCCUCAACGACCUCCUGCAGCACGUCCGCCAUUACGCCAGCUGCGGCGAGCCCAUCGGGCGCUACGACCAGGCCACCGACACCAUCAUGAACGUCACGGAAAACAUCUUCACGUCGAUGGGUGACGCCGGUGAGAUGGUGCGCCAGGCCCGAGUCCUCGCACAAGCCACCUCGGACUUGGUGAACGCCAUGAGAUCCGACGCCGAGGCAGAAGUGGACGUGGACAACUCCAAAAAGCUGCUGGCUGCAGCAAAACUGCUGGCUGAUGCCACCGCUCGCAUGGUGGAAGCCGCCAAGGGGGCCGCUGCUUACCCGGAGAACGAAGACCAGCAGCAGAGGCUUAGAGAGGCGGCGGAGGGUUUGCGUGUUGCUACUAAUGCUGCUGCUCAGAAUGCAAUAAAGAAAAAGCUGGUCAGCAGGCUGGAGAUAGCUGCCAAGCAGGCGGCCGCCGCAGCGACUCAAACCAUCGCCGCUGCUCAAAAUGCUGCAGCGUCGAACAAAAACACAAUGUCACACCAACAGCUCGUGCACAGCUGCAAGGCGGUAGCAGAUAGCAUCCCUCAGUUGGUCCAAGGCAUGAGGAGCAGCCAAGCCCAACCUGAAGAGCUGGGGGCCCAGCUGGCCCUUAUCAUGGCCAGCCAGAGUUUUUUGCAGCCCGGCAGUAAAAUGGUGGUGUCUGUCAAGUCAGCAGUUCCGACGGUGGCUGACCAGGCGGCAGCCAUGCAAUUGGGCCAGUGUGCCAAGAAUCUAGCGACCUGCUUGGCAGAGCUCAGGACGGCCGCCCAGAAGGCCCAUGAAGCGUGCGGCCCUCUGGAGAUCGACUCGGCCCUCAAGACGGUCCAGACGCUAAAAUGCGAGCUGCAGGACGCCAGGAUGUCUGUCAUUGACAGCCAACUCAAACCUCUCCCCGGGGAAACGUUGGAGAAGUGUGCUCAGGAUUUGGGGAGCACGUCCAAGGCCGUGGGCUCGUCCAUGGCCCAGCUGCUGACGUGUGCCGCGCAGGGCAAUGAACAUUACACAGGUGUGGCCGCCAGAGAAACGGCGCAGGCUUUAAGGACGUUGGCACAAGCAGCCCGAGGUGUAGCAGCCAGCACCAAGGAGCCUCAAGCUGCAGCUGCAAUGCUGGACUCAGCCCAGUGUGUCAUGGAGGGCUCCUCCAUGCUCAUUCACGAAGCCCACCAGGCCCUGGUUCAUCCGGGAGAUGCGGAAAGCCAGCAGAGACUUGCACAGGUGGCCAAAGCCGUGUCGCACUCGCUGAAUAAUUGUGUGAACUGCCUGCCGGGCCAGAAGGACGUUGACAUGGCUCUCAGGAGCAUUGGAGAAGCCAGCAAAAAGUUGUUGGUGGACAUUCUUCCCCCCUGCAGUAAGACGUUCCAGGAAGCCCAGACUGAUCUGAACCACACAGCCGCCGAGCUCAACCACUCCGCAGGCGAGGUCGUCCACUCCUCGCGGGGAACCAGCAGCCAGCUGGCCUCCGCCUCCGGCAAGUUCAGCCAAGACUUUGACGAGUUCCUUGAUGCCGGCGUGGAGAUGGCAGGACACACCCAAAGCAGGGACGAUCAGAUUCAAGUCAUUGGCAAUCUGAAGAACAUCUCCAUGGCGUCCAGCAAACUGCUGCUGGCUGCCAAGUCUCUGUCUGUGGAUCCAGGUGCAGCCAAUGCCAAGAAUCUUCUUGCAGUAGCGGCAAGGGCCGUCACAGAGAGUAUCAACCAGCUGAUCACACUGUGCACACAGCAGGCUGCAGGACAAAGGGAGUGUGACAACGCCUUGAGGGAGUUGGAGGCUGUCAGAGGACUUCUAGAUAAUCCCAGCGAGCCCAUCAGCGAACUGUCCUACUUCGACUGUAUCGAGAGCGUCAUGGAAAAUUCAAAGGUCCUUGGAGAGUCCAUGGCAGGCAUCUCUCAGCAUUGCAAGACAUGCGACGUGGUGGCUUUUGCCGACUGUGUAGGUGUGGCGUCCAAAGCUCUCUGCGGACUGACAGAGGCCGCAGGACAGGCCUCGUAUCUUGUAGGUGUGUCGGAUCCCAACAGUCAGUCAGGCCAUGAGGGACUGGUGGACCCCAUCCAGUUUGCACGGGCACACCAAGCGAUACAGAUGGCUUGUCAGAGCUUAGUGGACCCAACUAGUAGUCCCUCGCAGGUCUUGUCUGCGGCCACCAUUGUGGCCAAGCACACGUCAGCGUUGUGCAACGCCUGCCGCCUCGCCUCCUCCAAGACCUCCAACCCCGUGGCUCGUAGACAGUUUGUCCAGUCGGCCAAAGAGGUGGCCAACACCACCGCCAACUUGGUCAAGACCAUCAAGGUCAACUCCCCAACUGAUCAAAACGUUGAGUGUGAAUUUGUUACGGCUUCAGAUGGGGAUUUUUCGGAAGAGAACAGAAACAGGUGCCGUGUUGCUACCGCCCCCCUCCUGGAGGCUGUGGAAAACUUGUCAACCUUUGCCAACAACCCGGAUUUUGCCAGCAUCCCAGCUCAGAUCAGCAACGAGGGUGCAGUAUCCCAGGAGCCGAUAGUCCGUUCAGCGCGCUCUAUGCUUGAUAGCUCCACUUACCUCCUAGAAACGGCCAGGUCGCUGGUCCUCAACCCCAAAGACCCGCCCACUUGGUCUAUACUCGCUGGUCACUCCAGAACAGUAUCCGACUCCAUCAAGAGCCUCAUCACUUCUAUCAGGGACAAGGCGCCAGGACAGAAGGAGUGUGAUUACUCAAUAGAUAGCAUCAAUAAAUGUAUCCGGGACAUUGAGCAAGCUUCCCUGGCUGCGGUUGGACAGACGCUGCCCUGCAGAGAUGAUAUCUCUAUGGAAGCCCUGCAGGAACAGCUGACUUCAUCCGUGCAGGAGAUUGGCCACCUGAUUGAUCCCGUCUCCACGGCCGCCCGGGGUGAAGCCGCCCAGCUGGGACACAAGGUGACUCAGCUGGCCGGCUACUUUGAGCCACUCGUCGUCGCAUCAGUAGGUCUGGCCUCCAAGCUGCACGACCACCAACAGCAAAUGACCAUUCUGGAUCAGACCAAGACCCUGUCCGAGUCUGCCUUGCAGAUGCUUUACGCUGCCAAGGAAGGUGGCGGCAACCCAAAGGCAUCCCACACUCAUGACGCCAUCUCCGAAGCCGCACAGCUGAUGAAGGAGGCGGUGGACGACAUCAUGGUGACUUUGAACGAGGCAGCCAGCGAGGGGGGCAUGGUCGGGGGCAUGGUGGAGUCCAUCGCCGAGGCCAUGGGCCGGCUGGAUGAAGGAACACCUCCUGAACCAGACGGCUCUUUUGUGGACUACCAGACCACGAUGGUGAAGUUCUCCAAGGCCAUCGCCAUCGUGGCACAAGAGAUGAUGACCAAGUCAGUGACGUGUCCAGAAGAGCUUGGCGGCCUGGCCUCUCAGGUGACGGUGGACUAUGGGCAGCUGGCACACCAGGGACGCCUCGCCGCAGCCACAGCAGAACCUGAAGAGGUGGCUUUCCAGAUCAAGACCCGUGUACAAGAGCUGGGACACGGCUGCAUCUACCUGGUCCAGAAAGCUGGCGCCCUGCAGCUCAGCCCUACAGACAGCUUCUCUAAAAGGGAACUCAUUGAGUGUGCUCGUGCCGUCACGGAAAAGGUGUCCUUGGUGCUGUCGGCGCUGCAGGCGGGCAACAAAGGCACCCAGGCCUGCAUUACAGCAGCCAGCGCCGUGUCUGGCAUCAUCGCUGACCUCGACACGACCAUCAUGUUCGCCUCGGCGGGAACGCUGGACCCCGAGAAUGACGAGUCCUUUGCUGACCACAGGGAGAGCAUUUUGAAGACGGCCAAGGCACUGGUGGAGGACACCAAGCUGCUGGUCGCUGGAGCCGCAUCCAGCCAGGAGAAGCUGGCCCAGGCUGCCCAGUCCUCCGUGAAGACCAUCACCCAGCUCACGGAGGUGGUCAAACUGGGAGCGACUAGCAUGGGUUCAGAAGAACCUGAAACACAGGUGGUUCUGAUAAACGCGGUGCGCGACGUGGCCAAGGCCCUGGCCGAACUCAUCAGUGCCACCAAGUGUGCCGCCGGCAAACCCGCUGACGACCCGUCCAUGUAUCAGCUGAAAGGCGCUGCCAAGGUCAUGGUGACCAACGUGACGUCGCUUCUGAAAACGGUGAAGGCAGUGGAGGAUGAAGCCACUCGCGGGACGAGGGCGCUGGAGGCCACCAUUGAGUGCAUCAAGCAGGAGCUGACAGUGUUCCUGUCCAAGGAGGUUCCGGACAAGUCCGCCACACCUGAGGAGUUCAUCCGUAUGACGAAGGGCAUCACCACGGCGACGGCCAAGGCGGUGGCAGCGGGGAACUCCGCUCAGCAGGAGCACGUGAUCGCCACCGCCAACCUGAGCCGCAAAGCCAUCUCUGACAUGCUGACGGCCUGCAAGAAAGCAGCACACCACCCGGAAGUGAGCGAGGAAUUAAAGUGCAAGGCCCUCCAGUACGGCUCAGAAUGCACCACGGGAUACAUCAACCUCUUGGAACAAGUUUUACAGGUGGUGCAGAAGCCCACUCUGGAGCAGAAGCAGCAGCUGGCUGUCCACUCCAGACACGUGGCAGGGUGUGUGACGGAGCUCAUCCAGACAGCCGAGGCCAUGAAAGGAUCCGAGUGCGUGGACCCCGAGGACCCCACCGUCGUGGCAGAGAGCGAGCUCCUCGGAGCCGCCGCCUCCAUUGAAGCGGCGGCCAAGAAACUGGAGCAGCUGAAGCCCAGAGCCAAGCCCAAGCAGGCCGAUGAGACGCUUGAUUUCGAAGAGCAGAUUCUAGAAGCCGCCAAGUCCAUCGCCGCAGCAACCAGCGCUCUUGUCAAGUCGGCAUCAGCGGCUCAGCGGGAGCUGGUGGCCCAGGGCAAGGUGGGAUCCAACAUAGCCAACGCGGUGGAUGAUGGCCAGUGGUCCCAGGGCCUCAUAUCCGCUGCUCGCACGGUCGCCGCCGCCACCGGCAACCUGUGUGAGGCGGCCAACGCCUCGGUGCAGGGCCACGCCAGCGAGGAGAAGCUCAUCUGCUCGGCCAAGCAGGUCGCCGCCUCCACAGCUCAGCUCCUGGUGGCCUGCAAGGUGAAGGCUGACCAGGAUUCUGAAGCUAUGCGGAGACUGCAGGCCGCCGGCAACGCGGUGAAGCGAGCCUCCGACAACCUGGUGAAGGCGGCUCAGAAGGCAGCCUUCGACAAGUCCGAGGACGACAGCGUGGUGGUCAAAACCAGAUUUGUCGGCGGCAUCGCUCAGAUCAUAGCGGCUCAAGAAGAGAUGCUGAGGAAGGAGCGCGAGCUGGAGGAAGCCCGCAAGAAGCUGGCUCAGAUCCGACAGCAGCAGUAUAAAUUCCUGCCGAGCGAGCUGAGGGAGGACGAAGGUUGAGCAACGGCGGAGACGGCCGCCCUCUUCCACGCCGGUGUCGGCGAGGACUGUACCGCACUUGAAACAGGCCCCCUUUUGGUAAGACAAGCAAGUGCCUGUGCUUUGUCGCGGAUUUGUGUGCGAGUGCGUGAGUGUGUGAUUGUGCUCAUUUAUGAUACAACAAUGAAGAGUGCACAAGUUGUACAUUUAUAAUUGUUACUGAAUGUUUUUAUAGUCGCCAAGCGAGUAAUACUGAUGAUGGUGGCAGAGCGUCUCUGUUCGACAAGGACCAAAACCGAGGCAGGGAGGGCAUUCUUCACCUUGGCUUGCAUGCUCCAUCCAACCUUUGCAUAUCAAUGAAGCUACCAACCAAUAGCAGGAUGGCACUUGUUACAUAGGAUCAAUGCAAACAUAGACAGGAAUUAUAUUCAGGCAAAUAUUUAUUCUACAUUGAUAUUUUAAAUGGGCAAUACAUUUACCUUCAAGUGUGGGGAAAGCAAAUGAUCUACUUGUGUAAACGUUCACUUCAUCUUUAGAAACUUUUGUUUUCCAACUUUGAAAUAGCCAACAUGUUUUGUUGCGUGGAUACAGUGGAACCUCAAAGCUAACCUUUAACCUUUAAAUAGUCUUGGAUUGAUCAGUGAUUCUCAAACUAGAUUCUCAAAGAAUCCCUUAAUCAAAUAUUCCAACACAGUGUUACUGUUCAAACUGCGUGUAAUGUUACAGUGGCCCAAAUUUUAAAUAUACCGUAUUUUCCGUACCAUACGGCGCACCGGAUUAUGAGGCGCACCGCCGAUGAAUGCUCUGUUUUCGAUCUUUUUUCAUAUAUAAGGCGCACCGGAUUAUAAGGCGCAUUAAAGGAGUCAUAUUAUUAGGGUCCGCCUGUACCCUGUACAAAGGACUCCCACAGGGAGUCCUCUGUACAUGGACAAAGGACACUAUUGUUAUUGUAAGGUUUAUUAUUAUUAUUCCGCAGCUUUGCGCACUACUUUGCCCCCCUUAACAGGCUUCAAAACUCACCAAAUUUGACACACACAUAGAAAAACGUGCCCCAACCACUUUAGUAAAAAAAACCUAAAAAAAAUUGCGCUCUAGCGCCCCCUAGGAAGAAAACUGCCUGUAACUCCCAGUACGAAUGUCGUAGAGACAUGAAACAAAAACUUCUAUGUAGGUCUCACUUAGACCUACAUUUCAUAAUUUAAAAUCCUUGGGCAAAAACCAACAGGAAGUUUGCAAUUUCCCCUUCAAGACAAAAAAUGAGUAAAAACACUAAUUUUUGCCUCUUUGACCUAUAAUUUGUCCCCCUUAAAAUACUUCAAAACUCACCAAAAUUCUUACACACAUCGGGACUGGUGGAAAUUGCGAUCUAAAAAAAAAACCGAACCCCAAAACUCAAAAUUGCGCUCUAGCGCAAUUUUUGAAUAAAACAGAGACAAAACUGCUUUUUAGAGGAAAACUCAGACAAAACUGCUUAUAACUUAGAAACGUCUUAGAGACAUGAAACAACAAACGUCUUAGAGACAUGAAACAAAAACCUCUAUGUAGGUCUCACUUAGACCUACAUUUCAUAGAUUGACAUCCUUCAGCAAAAAUCAACAGGAAGUUUGCAAUCUCCCCUUCAAAACUAAAUUUUUUGUAAAAAAACGGUCACCAAACAUCAAACAUUAUCUCCUCUGAGCGCGUUUGUCGCUUCGGCUUCAAACUACCACAGGAGAGAGAUUGAACCCUUCUGAUUGACGGAUACUCAAAGAGUUUGGAUAAGUGCUACGGUUUUGAUUUUACGCGCCUUCAAAGACCUGCUGCGCUAACGCUGCUGUGAUUUUACGAGCCUUAAUAGAACCACUGUUCCACUGCGCUGAUGUCAACAAAAGUAUUGGGACACUUAGGACUAACAGUAGACAAAUGUUUUUGGACACUUAGGACUAGCACCUGCCAAAUAUGCGGGCCCGACCAACGCUGCUUGCAGCUUUAAUUAUUUUUGUUUUCUAAAUGUAAAAGACUUCCUUCUGGUCUACAUAACAUGUAAUGGUGGUUCUUUGCUCAAAAUGUUCAAGUCACUUUCUGACAGUCGCUUCAGGGUGCGCCGUUUUGUGGGCGGUCUUAUUUACGUGCCUCCACUUGGACAGCGUCUUCUCCCCCGUCAUCUUUGUUGUAAUGGUGUAGCGUGCAAGGACGGGAGUGGAAAAAGUGUCAAAAGAUGGCGCUAACUGUUUUAAUGACAUUCAGACUUUACUUCAAUCAAUAACGGAGCAGCAUCUCCUCAUCCGUGGCUCACUAGUGCAACAACAACGCCCGGAAUGUGUCCCGACCGGAACUCUCUAAUAACUAAAGUUCCUUGGGUGAAUAAUGUAAACUCACUACACCGGUAUGUUUUAGCGCUUUCAUGGCGAGUUUACUGACAGAUAUAAGUAAGAACUUUUCACUACUUUAUAUUAGAAAUGGCAACAGUGGAGGAUGAAUGUCACAUAACAAGAAGAUAGAGAAAAAGAAGAAGCUUAUCGACAACAAAGGCGUUCUCGCGCACAUUUUCAGUACUUAUGCAGAUCCCAAAUACAGAUCAGCAGGUACCAGAAGGUAAGAAAAGUUGGUUUUGCCUAAUAUUGUGCAACAAAACGCCAGAUAAUAUGUCUUACCUUAUACACACACCAUAAUAAUACUCCUAUGUUGAAGCACAGUACAAUCCAUCAAGCGGUGUGGCUUGAUGGAUUUGGCUAUGUUGAAGCCAAAGAAAAAGCCAACAUUGAGUGUGACGUUUGAGGCAUGUUGUAUUUAACAACUGUCCAACCGCAGCUUCAGAGGUUCCACUGUAUUUAAAUGAAAUGCAUAACGUUUGCUUUAGACCUCCAGCAAAAUGUAUGAAAGAAAGAAGUAGUUGAUACAAUGCUGACCAGCAAUAUGUUGUCGAUGGUAAAGAGAGUUAUAUUCUAUUCCAAGUGGUCUGCUGUGCAGCUAAAAUAAGAGCAAUGUAUACUUGCUGCAUGCGGAAAUAUUCAUCUCACUUUCUUUUUACUGCCAUAACAUUUCUUUGAUUUAAUGAAAACAAAUCUAUUUUAAACAUGUACCGAAAAAUAUGUGCAACAUUUCCAUGAGAAUGUUCUCGUUUUGCAUCCCUGGCAUGUUCAGUGUCGCGCAGAAGUAUCAACACUGGAGUUUAUUUCUUAUACCUGGGCGAACAUUUCAGAAAAAGAACAUUUAUCCGCUUGAUGCUAGGGUUUUAAAUAGGGAUGGCCGAUAAUACCGAUAUUAUCGGCCGAUAAAUGCAUUAAAAUGUAAUAUCGGAAAUUAUCGGUAUCGUUUUUUUUAUUAUCUGUAUCGGGUUUUUUUUGUUUGUUUUGGGGUUUUUUUAUUAAAUUAACAUAAAAAACACGAGAUACACUUACAAUUAGUGCACCAAUCCAAAAAACCUCCUUCCCCCCAUUUCUUUCUGUUAUCAAUAUUCUGGUUAUAUUAUAUAUCAAUAUAUAUCAAUACAGUCUGCAAGGGAUAUUAUCGGCCGAUAAAUGCGUUAAAAUGUAAUAUCGGAAAUUAUCGGUAUCGU
This is a messenger RNA of Entelurus aequoreus (snake pipefish), 11304 nucleotides long. It is a transcript of the gene tln2b, whose product is annotated as talin 2b. Lineage: Eukaryota; Metazoa; Chordata; Actinopteri; Syngnathiformes; Syngnathidae. The transcript has 57 exons. Gene Ontology annotation, biological process: cell-cell adhesion. Gene Ontology annotation, cellular component: focal adhesion; cytoskeleton; ruffle. The record is from RefSeq and is a predicted model, not a curated record. Gene Ontology annotation, molecular function: structural constituent of cytoskeleton; actin filament binding; integrin binding. Bases 108 to 7787 code for a protein of 2559 amino acids.